This is a messenger RNA of Cryptotermes secundus, 1412 nucleotides long. RefSeq lists its product as uncharacterized. The coding region runs from base 46 to 1254 and encodes 402 amino acids. The transcript has 5 exons. The record is from RefSeq and is a predicted model, not a curated record. Lineage: Eukaryota; Metazoa; Arthropoda; Insecta; Blattodea; Kalotermitidae.
CAGAAGGAAAGAGACCACAAGGAAGAACAAGACGUAGGACAGGCAAUGUCAGAAGCAGAGACUCCAGUUCUACCACCAUGGAUGGACAAAAAGACAUUGGAACUGUGGCUACGGACGCACUACGGCGAUUUGACCGUCACUGACCUUGAGGUGAGGAAAGGUACGAGCAAGGGGGAUAACUAUCUCAGCAGCAUGCAACGUUUGGUUGUGAGCACGAAGUCCGGGGAUUCCCACCACCUCAUAAUCAAGUGUCGCAUGGAGGAUGGGGAGGCCGCCAGAUUAUUCAGUGAGAGCAGCAUCUACAGGAGGGAGCAGGAAAUGUACGUCAGCACGCUGCCCAGGAUGUCAGCACUUCUGCAGAAGGCUAUGCCUGGAAAUUUUGAACCCAUUUCUCCGAAAUGCAUCUACGCGUGCAAAACUUUCCUGGUUCUGGAGGAUCUGUCUGCUACAGGAUUCGGGAUGGGGGAAAGGCGUAAGGGACUGGACCUGGACCAAUGUCUGCUGGUCAUGCGCACUCUGGCCAGGUUCCACGCCGCCUCAGUUGUCCUUCAUGAACAGGUCCCUGACUCCAUGAAGGAAUACGACAUCAACUUCAUCUCUGAACCUGUUUUCAGUAAACCGUGGGCAGACUUUUUCGCAGGUAUGUCACGAACUCUUGCGGAGGAACUGGAUACUUGGCCCAAGGAGUGGCAGAGCUACGCCGAUAAAUUGAGAAACCGGGCGGACUUGGUGAUCGAGCUGGUACUUCAGACGGUCAAACGACGGGAAACGGCUUUCAACGUUCUGACACACGGCGAUUUGUGGGUGAACAAUAUUUUGCUUCGGGGUCACGCGAGCGCAGCCCUGUUAGUGGAUUUCCAGCUGGUUCACUUCACAUCACCCGUGUUAGACCUACACUACUUCAUCACGACCAGCGGCACGUUAGAAGUGCUCAUCAACCAUAUAGAGCGACUCCUAGAGGAAUAUCACACGGUGUUGUGUGACACACUGACAGUUCUGGGCUACACACAGACACCGAUAUCUCUGCAGGAACUGCGUGAAGAGUUUGACAGGAAAGCGACGUAUUGUCUGUAUUCAUUGCUCGGGCCUUACGCCGUGAUGCAGUCUGAUCCUGACUGCGGAUUUAAUUUAGAUGACGCCAUUAUCAGAGGCUUGAACCCUGGACGUUCUAUGUACGGUGAAAAUUACAAGAUUGCCGUCAGGUAUCUCUUACCAUGGCUUGAGAGCAGAGGCGUAUUCAAGAGCAAGAAUUGAACGAAGGAGUGAAUUAAACAUCCAAUUAUCUUGGUUAAAGUAUGUUAAAUUGUUAUUUUAUCGUUAAAGUAGCAUAAAGUCCGUUGAAAUUGCAACGGGAAAUUUAUGUGAUUAACUUCAUUAUUGUAUUUAGAGCAAAAAAUCUAUUGAUGAAAUCA